AUGGGCCAGUCUUUCAACAUUGAGCUACCGGUCUCAGUGCCUGCUGGUCUUCCACAGUCCAAUACAAUCAAAUCCAUCCUGCAUAUCCUUCAAGUCCUUUGCACGUUUAUUACAGUGUGCGUGAUUGCGUCCGUCAUUUCAACCGAAAUGAAGUUCUACGGAUCCAGUCAAUCAGGGCCCAACUGGACACUUUUUGUCGCGUUAUCAAGUCUCGCCGUUCCUAUUGGUUUGGUCGUGUUUCCAUGGAUCUAUGAUAAACAAGGCAAAUUCCGUCGCCUUGGCAAGUUUUGUUUAAAGCCAAGGACCAACUUGAUCUUUACAAGCUUCUACACGGUAUUUUGGGCCACUGCUGGUAUAGCCAUGAGCGUCCAUUCAGGUGAUCCCGACAACUGCACUUUGUUUGGUGACAUGCGUGAAGAGUAUGGUGAUGAAUAUACAAAUGCUUGGCCAACACAGUGUACCAAUGCCAAGGUGGCUGCAGGGUUUUCAUGGACGACCUGCUUUCUAUGGCUUGGAUCGUUGGUGUGUACCUUGAUCAUCUUUUGGAAGGAAAAGCAAACGAUCCAGCAAAACCUCAAGGAACAUGAAGCAAACAAGCAAGCCGUGCUUCAAAUGCAACAACAUGAAAUGAACAAUGAGGACAUGUACGACGAACCCAUUGUACCUGGAGGAGGACGAAAAGGCGAUUACGCAGGCUAUUAUGAAGAAGACGAUAUGCGACCUCAAUCAUUUGAACAAUCGCGUCCAUUGCAUCAAUCUCCUCCGCCUCCUGCCCAUCAUACAAGUGGCAGCCCUUAUGGCUCACCUUUUGGUCAACAUCAAGAAAAGCAUGAUUCCUAUGGUGGUGGUGGUGCUUCUCCUUAUCAACAAUACGAUCCUUAUCCAGAGCAACCCACUACCAACAAUGCUGCUGCUGCACACCCUUCGCCCUUUGACGAUUAUUAUGCACAUCAUUCGCCGGAGCCACCUAUGGCACAACAACCUUACACUGUGCCAAGCCCGCCACAACAACAUGGUGGUUCGUUCACACCCAUGCCCAUGCCUGAUCACACACAUUAUAGUAAUUCGGCAUCACCAGAAAUGAACAACAACAAUCGUUAUUAA
This is a messenger RNA of Lichtheimia ornata, 1104 nucleotides long. RefSeq lists its product as uncharacterized. The transcript is spliced from 4 exons. The coding region runs from base 1 to 1104 and encodes 367 amino acids. The record is from RefSeq and is a predicted model, not a curated record. Gene Ontology annotation, cellular component: membrane. Lineage: Eukaryota; Fungi; Mucoromycota; Mucoromycetes; Mucorales; Lichtheimiaceae.